This is a messenger RNA of Chenopodium quinoa (quinoa), 1064 nucleotides long. RefSeq names its product fructokinase-like. The record is from RefSeq and is a predicted model, not a curated record. Gene Ontology annotation, biological process: fructose metabolic process. Gene Ontology annotation, molecular function: fructokinase activity. Lineage: Eukaryota; Viridiplantae; Streptophyta; Magnoliopsida; Caryophyllales; Amaranthaceae. The coding region runs from base 577 to 1002 and encodes 141 amino acids. The transcript has a single exon. Gene Ontology annotation, cellular component: cytosol.
UAUGAACAGGAUUAUGAUUUUAUUCUAAUAUCUAUCAUACUUAUAAUUUUCAUAAAUUAAGAAAAUAAUAUUUUUCAUGAAAUUUAUGUAUAAAAAAAACCGUACAUCACACGCGCUUCCAUCUAGUAACUCAUCAAAUUGAUUGGAAAUUUCUUAUCUAAUUCAUCUUUUUAUUGGGAGCAUUAAUCCUAAUUGGAUCAACACAAAAUAUGGUCCCCACCCCAAUAACUUUUGUAAGUUUCAAGUCACUAAAAUAAAAUAAAUAAAUAAUAAAACAUCAUCAUUUAUCAUAAUUAUAUCCAACCUAAUCUUACCCACUAAUUUUCACUAUUAAUCCCACUAAUCCCUCCCACAUAAAAACUCCUAAUAAUAAUAAUCUCCUAAUAAAUCCCAAUUUUUAAUUUUUCCCUUAAAUAAAACCAACCAAAAAUAGUCCUUAAUCAAUCCCACCCUCCUCUUUAAAUACCCCUUUCCAAUCACCUUCUUCUCUCAAAUUUCAACUUUCUCUCUCUAAAUAUUGAACUUUUUCUCUUUAAAUAUUGAACUUUCUCUCUCUACUUUCUUCCUCUCUCAACAAUGGCAGAAACCAACAACAACAAUGGCGGACUCUCAAACAAUGGCGCCGAUUCCAAAGGCUUAGUCGUGAGUUUCGGAGAGAUGUUGAUCGACUUUGUUCCGACAGUUUCAGGCGUUUCUCUCGCCGAAGCGCCGGGAUUCCUUAAAGCUCCCGGCGGCGCUCCGGCGAACGUUGCGAUCGCCGUUGCAAGGCUCGGCGGUAAAGCCGCCUUCGUCGGAAAACUCGGCGAUGAUGAAUUUGGUCUCAUGCUCGCCGGAAUUCUCAAGAAAAACGGUGUUUCCGGCGACGGUUUGACGUUCGACCAAGGUGCGAGAACUGCUCUCGCUUUCGUUACGCUAAAAGCUGAUGGUGAAAGAGAAUUCAUGUUUUACCGGAAUCCGAGUGUUGAUAUGCUUCUUACUCCUGAUGAGCUCAACCUCUGUUAGGUUUUAGAGUGAUUUUCAAUCAAGAAAACACUAAAUAUAUGUGUGGGAACAAAACCUAAAUA